Molecule: messenger RNA, 2377 nt
Organism: Plutella xylostella (diamondback moth)
Lineage: Eukaryota; Metazoa; Arthropoda; Insecta; Lepidoptera; Plutellidae
Gene: Non2
Product: upstream activation factor subunit spp27 homolog Non2
Source: RefSeq, a predicted model, not a curated record
UAUCUCGUAUCCAAGCCGUGUAGCAUCUAUCGCGUAGGUAUAUUAUUGUGUGGCUUUUUCUCUUGUUCGCUGCGGACUUGACUUGGGAAGACGAAAUCUACUUGCUCCAGCAAAAAUGUCAGACAUUAGCAAAGAAGAACUUGAAAAAGAAAUCGCAAAGAUCCUGAGCAAGGCGAACCUGGCGACCACGUCCACCAAGAAGGUGCGCCAGCAGCUGGAGGCCAGCCUCGGCCGCGACCUCGCCGACCAGAAAGUGGUGAUCGACCAGCUGGUGAUGGACUAUGUGAACAGUAAGGAGGAGGACGACGAUGACGAGGAGGGGGAGGAGGAGGGGGGGGAGGGGAGCUCCAGCGACGAGGAGCCGGCGCCCGCCAAGACCAAGCCCAAGCCCAGCAAGAAGCGCAAGCAGUCCAGCGACGAUGAUGACAGUGAGGAGGAGGAGGAGAAGCCGAAGCCCAAGAAGAAGGCGGGACGCAAGAAGAAAAAGGGCUCCGACGACUCCGACGACGACUGGGCCAAGAAGGAGAAGGCCAACAAGCCCAAGAAGGCGGGCGGGCGCGGCAAGGGCGGCGGCUACACGCGCGCCUACAAGCUAUCGCCCGCGCUGGCCGAGCUCAUGGGCGCCGACGAGAUGGCGCGCCACGAGGUCGUCAAGAAGGUGUGGGCGCUGAUCAAGGAGAAGCAGCUGUACGACCCCAGCAACCGGCAGUUCGCCAUCUGCGACGACGCGCUGUACAAAGUGUUCCAGACCAAGCGCUUCCGCACCUUCGGCAUGAUGAAGUACCUCAAGACGCACUUCCUCAUGGACUAGGCACGAUGAGCUCCAGCUCAGCUCAUGUACAGGGAUGUAUCUUCCCUAACAUGCCCGUUUUAAAUCUCCAUUUUAGUGUCAAACUGACAAACUCCGUAAUUUUUACGUUUUACGCCAGAUCGCCAGAGAAGCAUUUGUCUAUUUUGGUUUGACGUUAAAUUGUAGAAAAGAUAGAAAACCAUAACCACCCUUUAGGGCUUGUACAAUGUACAAGUACACAAAACUGCGACAGUAAUCAAGCAUGUGCCCAAAAAACUGUCAAAACCGUCGCACAUUCUUACGAUGCGACGUUGCAUGCAUCGCAGUUUUGUGUACAAGCGUAUAAAUAUCUCUGUUAACCUUUUGAAAGUAUGCCGAAACAACGUCAGUAACUUUAACAAAGGGUCGUUGAGGGCCUUCUUAUACACUUCCAGAAUAAUAAGAAAAUGACGGCUGAUUGUAGUAGCAGACGUGAUGUGCCAGACGAGUGUGCGUGUCUGAAGCUUACAUUGUUGCUAGCUUCAGAUAUAAGUACAUAGUUGUUUUAGCAUGGAAUCUACGCAUGAGUCGCCGCCAUUUAAUUAUUGUUCGUUUAUCUGUCUUAACUAUAUUGUUUUGCUUUAGAUAAGCGCCCUAAAAUGAUUGCGGUCAUAUAAUGACUUGAAGCUCACUGUUAGAAUGAUGGUCCUGCUGGGUCAUAGCUGGGUGGUGUUAGGACAGAACCAAAGUAGAUCUCCGUAUUAUUUAGUUCCUGAAUGUUCUGUUCUGUUCUCGCUGAAGGCUUCUGCCCGCCACCACCACCACCUGGCACCAGUCGACCAAUCAUUGAGUCGUAUAUAAUAAGUAUAGAUGUAAGGUGAAAUCCAUAAGAGAAAUUACAGUACGAUUUAGUUCAUGCGAUAUCGAGGCUGCAAAAAUGAUCCCUACUGCAACGACAAACACAAAUGCUAAAAUGCAACUAUUUGUACGUAGGUAAGGUUUAUUUUUGUUAUACUAUUUUAAGAAACUCAUGUGAGUUAAAAAAUAAUUGCUGUGAUAUCUUUAAUGGAUUUUAUGUAUAAAAAUAGUAAAAUAACUCUAUUGCAUUCUGAUAAGUUACAUUGUGUACUUGUACUUCCUUAUCAAACAAUAUCGUUUGAAACCUUAAUGACUUCGUACAUAUUUUUAUGUAUCUUCAUUUAUAUUAUGUACAAGUAUAAUGGGUCUAUUUCUUACUUGGCUCUGCAUAUAAUGUUCAGUAAAAAAAUCUGAAAUCAAGUUCAUGUUCAUGGAACUAAAUACCUUAUCAAAUUGAAUUAAGUAUGUUGAUAAAAUACUGUUCCCUUGGUAUAAGCCUUCUGUAGACAUAGACACAUUUUAUUUGUAUUCGACGAAUAGUUUCUUCUAGUUUUGAUAAUGAUUGCCUCCGCGUCGGUGAUGUUGACCGCCGCGGGGACGUGACUUGGUCUAAGAUAAUUUUAAUAAAUACAUAGGUAAGUGUGUCCAGUUCUGGUUGUAUUUGUAAAUAAUUGUGAAAAUUUAUGGUGUGCGAUCAUGUGGAUCUUUGAGUAAGUGACGAAAAUAAAGUCUUUUAAUAUACCUACGUCA